Messenger RNA from Schistosoma haematobium, 9289 nucleotides. RefSeq lists its product as uncharacterized. The record is from RefSeq and is a predicted model, not a curated record. Lineage: Eukaryota; Metazoa; Platyhelminthes; Trematoda; Strigeidida; Schistosomatidae. The transcript is spliced from 2 exons. Bases 361 to 1263 code for a protein of 300 amino acids.
AGACUAUGUUGUUUAUUAUCAUUUUUUAAUGAUUAUCAUUUAUUGUAGUGUGAACACAACAUGUGAAUAACUUUUCUGGAGAAAGAGAUGAUUUUUUUAAAAAUCGUAUGUCCUGGAUCUAAAAUACAAAAUUGUCGUCUGUUAUCUUAGUUUAUGACAGAGAAAGAAUCUUUUUUGGUUUUACAUAGAAACAAAUUACUAAUGGAAUAACUAAAUUAUAAAUUAGUUACUAUGUACUUUAUUAAAUUCAAUGGAAGACCUUAUUUUAUCCAUCAUAUGCUUUACAUGAUAAGAGAACAAGGAACAACUAAUUGAAGUAUCCCAGUUUCUACGAAGAAGAAGCAGAAGAAGAAGAAGAACAUGAUGCAUCGUUCAAGAUCAAAUUCAUUACAUUCAAUUCUAGAAAUGAUUCUUUCAUUAUUAUUACUAAUGAUCUAUGGAAUUAUGAUCAUUUAUAGUAAACCAUUAGAUAUUGAAUCAGAUACACCAUUAACUAUAAGUUUUAAUCCAUCGUCUAAUCAAGUACAAUUAAAUCAACCAUUAAUAAUACGUUGUGAAGUUCAUUCAUUCAAUAAUAAGCAAUUAGAAGUCAAUAAGAAUAAUAAUAAUAAUAUACUUAAUGGUUAUAGUAUGUUCUUUCAAUGUCCUAUAGCCCCAUGGGGUAAAUUUUGUUUUCAUAAUUGUCAAUCAGCAUGUGUUGGUGAAAUACCUAAUCAAUGUCCAUAUGAUAAUGAAUUAAGUCUUAUUAAAUGUCGUACUGCUAUGACUGAACAAGGUUAUUUAUUUUAUGAAUAUACAAUACCAAAUCUAACUGAAACAUGGUUAGGAUUAAAUCAUAAUAAUAAUGAUAAUAACACUUCAAUGGAUAAGGAUAAUCAUCGUAAUAAAAUAGGUUUCUCAUGUAAAACAACUGGAUUAGAAACACCAAGAAUUCCUUUAACUAUAGUUAAACCCAAUGAUAUUCAAUUGAAUACAAUGGAUCUAUCAAAGACGAAAACAUCAUCAUCAUCAUCUAAUUCUCAUUCAAUGAUAUCUCAUUUGAAUAAAACUAUAUCUAAUGAAUAUAAUACACAGAAAGAUGAAUCUAAUCCAUUGAAUAAUGGAAUGAAUCAAUCGAUUAAACGAAUCAAUUCUGAACUUAAAGCCGCUUUAACACGUGAAGUAAUAAAUAUUGAUGCAAUUAUUAUAGUGUUCAUCUCAGUUAUACUCAAUGUGUUCUGUUAUAUUCGAUGUGCAUUAUUUCGUCAAUAUUCAAGUAAGUAGUCAAUAGUUUAUUUUGAUAAUUACUCAAUAAAGUGUAUCCUGAAUUGAGAAAUGUUCAUUAGCCAUUACAUUAUUCAAUAUGUUCAUGUUGUCUUGUGAAAAUCUAUGUUGAACAGAUUAUAUUCUUUGUUCUAAAUCGGUAUGAUCAUAAAAGUUCCAUUGUCUUUCAAAAUAAUAUUGUCAUAUGUACUACUGAUAUCCGUAGAUAUAAGUAGUAUGUAUCAGCCGCUAAAUGCUCUGGUACGCCCGAGAGUGGAGAGAGUUCGCUCUCCCUACCCAAAUGCUCUCUUAUUUACACACGUAUAUAUCCUCUGACAAGGAAGUCCUAUUCACUGCCAUCUCGCACCACGCGUGUUGUUUACGAAAUUGAGAAGAUGAAAAGUUAAUGCUUGGCGCUUUCACCGGGUUGAUGGACAUGCAGAGUCCACCUUCGGGAGUUCGAAAACCCUCAUUCAAAACAAAUGGUGCACAUGGGCUCCAGUAUCCUGAAGGAACAAAUGGAUUAGGAAUCAAUCGUUGGUCACCGGCUACCAUGGAACUGCAUCUCUUUACGACGCUCCACUGCCUCGUGGGUGAGACCUUCAGGUCGAAGGUUCCAGGUGUGGCCUCCUAAGAAAACCACCUGCUUCGGUUUGGGCACCCAGACAGUAUCACAGCCCUCAAACAUAUCAAAUGAGAUCUGUGUGGCGCAUAUGUAUGUUAAAGUAUGUAUCAUCAUUACUUUUCUGCGGGUCGUGACCUCGUAUGUUCGUACUCUAGACUGCUGAUUCCACUUGUACUCCUUUUGGCAUGGUCUCGGUAUUCGUCCAACACCACGAGAUCGCCAACGAAAUAAACUUGGUUACGCGCUAUCAUCGCCUUCUGAUUUGUUUGAUACUCGUUACUUUGUAGUGGUGCUCAUAGUCAACCUCGAUUCGACACCAGAUGACACAUUCUUGAAUGUGUGUCCUAUCCACUCUCAGAGCUUUUCCUUAUUUCUUCUUCCACUGAGAUCUGGUUUAUUCUCUCCCACAGUAGGUUGUUGCUGAUAAUGUCGGGUCAACGGAUCCGAAGUAUUUUGCGUAGACAACUUUUAUUAAGCACUUGUAUCUUCCGAAUGAUGGCUUCCGUAGUUCUCCUGGUUUCCGCCUCAUAUAGCAGAACUGUUUCGACAUUCGCAUUGAAAAUUCUAACUUUGGCGUUUGUGGACAGUUGUUUAGACUUCCAAAUGUUUUUCAACUGCGGAUGCACUGCUCUUGCUUCACCGAUCCGCGCUUUUACAUCUGCAUCAGAUCCACUGUGUUCAUAAAUGAUGUUGUUCAGAUAUUUAAAGGUUUUUAUAUCCUCCGAAGAAUUCUCUGUUAUGUAUGAUUUGGUUGGUUCAUGAUGUGUUGUAACGGAGAGUCUUGCGUUUACCUUUGUGUAUACUAGGAUACACAGCUGCUUAGGCUGCUGCUACACUAGUCGUCUUCUUCUGCAUUUGUUGAUGCGUGUGCGAUAGGAGAGCCAGAUCAUCUGCAAGGUCUAGAUCGUUCGACGGCACCCAUUGCCUGUAUUUGCAGUUCAGCUGCAGGAUCUUGGGGUUGAAGUGAGCCGCGGCCUACUGCCGGGUGAUUGCAGAUGGUGGUUUGAAACUCCAUGAGCUUAAAGAAAGACAUUCACCAAGGUACAGACUGCAAUUUUCAUUUCAUUAUAAACAUGGAGUUUCACCAUUACUCUAGAUGGUCUACUAUAUUUGCGAUACUUCACAUACUGUAAAUGCUCUCACUUGAACUAGUCAUAUAUAUUAUUUUUGAUGACCAUCACCCCCAAACCCUUUCAUGACAAGAUAUAUUUAUUCACUUCAUACAACUACAAACAUACUACAAUGAAUGAAGAGAUAUUUGUAUAUUGAAAAUCGUAUUUACUAAAAUAGUGAGUAAAAACGAACACCAUGAUGUAUGAAAAUACUGGAAGCAGCAGACCUUAUGACUGACAUGACACCUAGUUUGUUUACAUUAGCCAUGUUUUCAUAAAACUAAGAUAGAAGUAUAAACGUUGGUGCAUAAGAGCUAUGAAACAACCUAAAUAAUAAUAAAUACUACUACAAGCCGAUAAAUAAAACAUAAAAGUUCAUAAAAACUGUCUUGCUGUUUGUUACGGGAGAACUGAAGACAUUUGACUGAUUAAAACUUUUUUAUUGUAUAUGAUUAAUUGCACUGUGUUUUUGGAUGUAUUCAUUUUACUUAACUUCUGAACUUGUUUGUUUAUAACAUUAUUUUCGGACAUUUUGGUUUCUGUUUGUCUUUGGUUUGGUAAUUGGGAGUUUUUACUCCGGGAACCUACAAAAUUGAUGGUUUGUUUUGUAAUCUUUAUUAGUAUUGUUGUCAGGACGACAUUUGGGUCGACUAUUUGUGAAUUGCGAAUAAACUUUGGUACCAAAUUGGAGUUUUGUUCUAUGAUUGAUUUUGGUUCGUAAGUUGCAAAUAGAUCGAUAUACUGUACUUCAAUAACGGGAACGAGCAAAAACCUGGACGUAACACUGAUGACAAUGGAUAUAAUGAAUGUUUUGUCUCCACACGAUUAUGAAUAGCGAACAAUAAACUAAACCAGAAUAAUGUUUUGUGGCCAAUAUUUAAUAUAGUUCUGACGAAACAAUCGAAAAUCAUGCCAUUUUGUACUAGUUUGAUGAAAUCCAUUAUGAAAUAAACGGGAAUAUAUUCUACUCAUAUUGUUUAAACUUGAUCGUCAAAACGUAUUGGUAACAAUACGCAUUUAGAACAUUGAAUACGAAUUUUCCGGAUGUUUAUAUUUCGUGAACCAAUUCAGUUAGAUACGAUGUCAAACGUGUAAAUUGUAUUUGAAAACGAGUGAUGCUCCAGUUAUUUAGUAAGACGGAGAACAAGUUGAGUAAUUGUGACAACAACUAAAAUUGAUGAGCAUGUAGCAACAUACGCCGACUUAAAAAUAGACAAGCAUACAAACGAAUAAAUUACUCAGAAACAAUCAAAAGUUCUGCUAUAUACGAAAUGUAGAAUGAUUAGUGUGUGUUUGACAACUGGGUGAUGCAAGUUUAAUUAAAUGCUGGAAAUGUGGCUGUGCUCUGUUUAGCCCAACCCAUCAUUUCAAAACAUUUAGCAUUGGUGAUGUGAUAUUAUGAUCACUACUAAUCAUUUUAAGUUUGAUCUCUGUGUGUACAGGUGAUAUGACAAAUGGUUUAGUUAACUACCAAUAAAACAACCCCUCCCUAUGUGGUAAGUCAAAUAUAACAAAUGACUAUUUCCAAUUUGUUCACUUUUGUAUUUAUCGUGCAGAUACUUGACAUUUACGUUACUUUUCUGUUUGAUAGUUCCAUUCCAAAUAUUCUUUGUUAGUUUUGAAACUGUACUGCAUACAUGACAUGUUUACCCACAAUCGACAUCCACAAUAAUAAUGCAACAGGUUUCUGAAUGCAUCAUUUCCGGCGGCCAAACUUCAAAUUCUGUAUAAAACAACAUGCUCAGUAACUCAAUCAAUGGUUGAUAAGCAUCCUUUUCAUGUUACCGCCAAUUGCAUUUAUGAAUUUACGUGUACCUGCCAAAGCAGCUACACUGGCCGAACAGAAAGCAGGGCAUAUAUCAGAUUUUUUAAACAUGUUCCAAAAAGGCUCAGAACAAGAGAAAGAAAUACUAUAAAUAUUGCAAUCACCAAACAUCUUCUUGAUACAGGACAUCAGGUCGAUACCCUACAAUCAUUCAAGGUGAUUAGUAAGCAGCCAAACUCCAGUCUUCUGAAGUUUGCUGAAGUAGUUGCUAUCAGGCUCCAAAGGCCUGAUUUAUAUGUUCAAAAGAUGGUUAUUAUUCUUUCCUUGCCUUGUUGAUCAAUAUUCCUUUGUUAUAUCUUAAUAUUUCUUCUUUGCUUUGAACUCUUUUUUCAUUUAUCACACCAUUGAGUUUUAUUCAGACUGUCUUAUUUUGUCAACUGAAAUCUACUCAUUUUAUUCCUAUCAAGGUUUACUUGUUUCUAACCGUUUGAACUGUUGUCACAAUGUUCCUUCAUCACAUAAGGUAUAUAUUUACAAUAUUCAGUCUAUUACAUUUAUUUACACCCUUGCUAUACUAUACUACUAUGUUUACAAUAUAACUUCCAACUGAACUCUUUGACAUAAGUAAUUUAAACACAUUAUGUAAUUAUGAUUUUAAAUAACACAGGUUGUAAGCAGCUGACGAGAACCAACGAAAUAAAUAUGAAUUCAUGCUAUUCUACUUGAACAUUUGUUCUUGUUCUUUUCAAAAUGAUAAAGGGAACUAUGUGUAUGAAAUUUCCACAGAUGUUCAAUCACACACUCUUAACCGUUUUCCAUAAUAUGAUACCACGCUACUCAGUUUUCAUUCAAAUCAUAAGUAUUUAUGUUCUCACUUGCUCUACAAUGCAAGUGAAUAUGCAUCGCACCCGUCGCCAUUAAGCUACACAUUUCAUACCAUUCUUUAAGAUGACAGAGAUUGGUUAAUUUGCUCAAAAUCAAACGUCAAAAUUGCUCUGAUUACGAAAUGUGAAACGUCUGUUUAUAAAUGUAUUACGGCUUAUAAUUAAGAUCGUCUUGCAUCUGAAAAUCAGCUUUGUAGAAAAUGUCUUAACUCCCUAUCGUAAAGCUACUCCGUGAAUUUCGCUCCAAUAUCAUCAUUAUAAUGUAUACUUUAUACUGCAAACCAGUGCUUUCUUCCUUUUUCAUGACGCCAGGUGGCACAUCGGCGAUGACUGUGCCGAAAGUUAGCGCUAGCCAGAAACAGGUUGUGGUCUGUGCAAAGUUGCAGUAGACGGUCUCCGUUAUCUGACCUGCGACCAACGAGUCCCCAUCGGCCACCUAAACGACUCUCUUCUGUGCCUAGACGCCCGACCUGAGCAUUCAAGUCUCCGGCUAGUACUACAAUAUCUGUCGAACGCACUUUCUGGAGAAGAACAGAUAACUGGUGGUAAAACUCAUCCUUGAUUGCAUCCGGGCUGCAAUCUGUCGGGGCAUAGGUGGAGAUGACGAAAAGACAUCUUUUCUCACGCCGAUUUCUUCUCACUUUGAUGGAACUUUCUAAUCCAACAGCACAUAACCGACUGUUAAUGGGGAUCCAAUCGACUAGUGCUGCCUCAGCUCUAGCGCUUAGUGCGACACCAACGCCAGCAAGACCAGACGAAGAUGCCACAGGGUCCCCGGAUAAGCGCACGUAAAAAAAGCUUUUCGAAGUGACAGAUGGAGAUCGAAUUUGUAGUACUUCGCCAGAGUCUUGAAUACGGGUCUCGGAUAGACAACAAACAUCAAUAUUAAGACUUUUCAAAGACAUAACCAGCCCUAUCUGUUGUCCGACCUGCAUAAAUGUGCAAACGUUGAAGGCAGCCAGUUUGAAUGGCGCACGUGGUUUCAGAAAAACUGCUUCAGUCCUCGUAUUCGGUGGUAACAUACAAUUUUCAACCGGACAGUGACUCGAGAACGUUUAGAUACAGUCGAAUUUCCACCAAAGACGAGCCGCUGUAUAAGUAUAAAAGAGGGUGAAUAAUGUGGAAAAUAAUAAUAAUAUUAAUAAUAAUAAUAAUGACAACAAUAGUAGUAAUAAUAAUGAUAGUAUUAAUAAUGACAAUAAUUGUAAUGAUAAUAAUCUGAAUCAAUUGUUUGUUUUUCAAAGCGAGAAAUGUAAUUUCCAUAGGCAUAAAGAGUACAUCAAUUUGUGUGUGGGCUGUGAUACUGCCCGGGUACCCGAACCGAAGCUGGUGGUUAUCUUAGGGGGCCACUCCCCGAGCCUUUGACCUAAAGGUCUAACCCACAAGGCAGUGGAGCAUCGUAAGGAGAUGCAGUCCCAUAGUAGCCGGUGACCAACGAUUGGUUCAUCCGCCAUUUGUUCCCGCAGGAUACUGGAGCCCUUGUGCACCAUAGAUUUGUGAUCCGGUUAAAGCGCCGGACAUUCGCUUUUUGUCCUCUCAUUUUCGUAAGCAACACCCCCGCCACGAGAAGGCAAUGAUUAGGACUUCCCUGGCAGAGGCUGUAUACGCGUGGCCGUGUGAGAGUAUUUCGAGAGGGAGAGCGAACUCUCCCCACUCUCGGCCGUACCAGGGCAUUCAGGAGGCACUUCACUGUUAUGAAACGAUAAUCGAACUAUUGUGAAACAACUUACGCAUCUCAAUAAUGGUCACACACGGUCUUCACUGCCAUCAGUUGUAGCACGUUUCAACUUCACUAUAUUAUACAUCAACAAAUGUCGACCGAUUUAAAAUUGUUUUCACUAGUUUUAUUCUGAAGAAUCUGUGGACCUACUGCCAUAAGGAACGUGAUCAUUUAUUUCGUCGGAUGGAUCAAAUCCACUAAAGCCUUUAUAUUCUAUCAUAAAACAAUGAAAGAAAUCAGUAACUUCUAAUCAUAAUAUGAAGGUGGAAAUAGACGACCUGCCAUAAAAUGUUUUGUGUUUUUCAUACAUCACAUAGAAUAAUUGAACAGAAAAUUGGAAAUAAUUUUCACCGAAUGUCUAUAUGAGAUAUCCUAUUCCAUGUACAGAUAAGGAUACUUUAAAAUUCAUGUUAAUUUCUGUUAUUUAUGUGAGGCUACUGCCGGUCCCAAGCCCGGAUGAAGGAGGAGGGUUGGGUAUGGGGUUAGCGACCCCAUCCCGUAGAAAACUAACUCGCUAAAAUACGCUAACUGGAAAAACAUCAUUCAAAUCUUUUAAACUCUGCCGCGGGAGUCAGAAGGUUUUCAUUUAGAAGACGCCUCAUGAUGAAAGCUGAGUUCCUUCGGAAGUCACGUGGCAGAUGUCACAACAAAUCGAACUCAAAGUAUUCCUCUUCCUUCUCUUCAGCUACAUUUAAGUCAAUGAGUCCACAUUUUCUUUAAAAAAAAUGAAUUACAUUCAAUAAGAAUCAGCACUUAAUCUUCAACGACCUUUGUGAAGAAGUGGAUUUAGAACUUUCUUUUCUUUAAUUAAGCGAUUAUAAUAUCAUGAGUCAAAAUCGUGUCUUUUUUACAAUAAGAUGAAGUUUGAACUCAUUUUAAAAUAAAUAAGAAAGGUUAGUUCAGCGAAGAGUUCUAUUUUCGGCGAACUCAUUGAAGACAAUGGUGUAUGGUGGUACAACUUCGUGGAUUGGUUGAAGUUAGACAUUAACACCGUUGGAUUCUAGCCGGCUCAGUGGUCUAAUUGUUAAAUGCCGAGGUAUUCGUGAAGUCCACUAUGGGUUUUAAAGGAAUGUCAAGCUUGUGAUAUUUGGUGGCUCAUAGAAUCUUGAUAUGGUGUUGGAUUUAGAGUAUAAAGUAAACUAUAGGGAAACGCCAAUAAAUUGCUUUAGUUCUUUCAGAAUUCACUUGUCUCUGAUUUAACUUUAGUUUUAACCACUUGAAGAUUCUUUGAAUAGAUCUUCAAAUUUGGUCCCGUCGAUAGAUGUUAAAGGACGUUUCCUUCAUAGUCACUCUUGCUGAAGACCGCUGUUGUAUUCCCUUUGUCAGCCUAGGUAAUGACAAUCGUUCUAUCUUUCUGCAAUGAGUGUAAAGCUUUCCAUUCUUCUUUGGAAACAUUAGGUGGAACGGAUAUUUGUUUUGUCAAUAUGUAUUAUGUUUCUUAACAUAAUAUAUGCGAUUGUUUGUCUGGACAUUUUUCGAGUACUGGUUCUAGGAUUGAGGCGACUUGUACACACACAUACCUAAUCUCAACCUCACUACUUUAUAUUACAAAUGCAUACAUUUUUCAUACCCACAUUCUGACUCACAAUUUAAUACAGUGACAGGUCAUACAAAUUCAUCUUGACCAAGAAUAUCUUGACAUUGACAUAUGCAAACCUAUGGUGAUUUUCAUUGUACUAAAAAUGUUUUGCAUUGUUCCUUUUGUACUAUUUCAAACUUGUGUUAAUUUAAUUCGGUUGUUUAUUUACUCUGUAGAAGUGGCUUACAUUAAGUCACGAAACGUCAGAAAUACAAUUUUUCUACUCAUUUGGAUAUAACAACAAAAAUUUUAUUUUUUAUCUUGUUUUGUCAAGUUUGUAAGUGUUACUGAUCAGUUCUGUACGACAACGAUUCGUUGGAUAGAGUAGGUUGUAACUAUAUAUAUAACCACAGGAAUUUCUC